Messenger RNA from Myotis myotis, 1229 nucleotides. RefSeq names its product mitochondrial import inner membrane translocase subunit Tim23. The transcript has 7 exons. Gene Ontology annotation, cellular component: TIM23 mitochondrial import inner membrane translocase complex; mitochondrial inner membrane. NCBI's taxonomy places the organism in Eukaryota, Metazoa, Chordata, Mammalia, Chiroptera, Vespertilionidae. Gene Ontology annotation, molecular function: transmembrane protein transporter activity. Gene Ontology annotation, biological process: protein import into mitochondrial matrix. The record is from RefSeq and is a predicted model, not a curated record. The coding region runs from base 248 to 832 and encodes 194 amino acids.
GGGCGCGUGCAGGAGGCAACCAAAUCAAUGUGUUUCUCUCUCUUCCACUCUCUCUAAAAAUCAAUGGAAAAAUAUCCUUAGAUGAGGAUUUUGUUUUUUAAGUGAAUUGAAGGGACUACUGUAGUCGAGUGAGAUUUAAUGGACUAGGAUGGUGUCAAUAAAGACAGUGGUAACACCCAAUACAAGAUAGCUAUUGAAUCGGAACUACUAGGACUGUCAGUUGAUGAAAAGACCAGAGUCAUAGGAAAUGCAUAGAUUUGUGAACAAUCAACUAAGAUACAGAAGGAUCCAAAGAUUAAAUUUAAAAUUGACUGGUAUGAAUCCUCUCUCUCCUUAUUUAAAUGUGGAUCCACGGUAUCUCGUGCAGGAUACAGAUGAGUUUAUUUUACCAACCGGAGCUAAUAAAACCCGGGGCAGAUUCGAACUGGCCUUUUUCACCAUUGGAGGAUGUUGUAUGACAGGGGCUGCAUUUGGGGCAAUGAACGGUCUACGGCUAGGAUUGAAAGAAACCCAGAACAUGGCCUGGUCCAAACCAAGAAACGUACAGAUUUUGAACAUGGUGACGAGGCAAGGGGCACUUUGGGCUAAUACUCUAGGUUCUCUGGCUUUGCUUUAUAGUGCAUUUGGUGUCAUCAUUGAGAAAACACGAGGUGCAGAAGAUGACCUCAAUACAGUAGCAGCUGGAACUAUGACGGGCAUGUUGUAUAAAUGUACAGGUGGUCUUCGAGGGGUAGCACGAGGUGGUCUAGCAGGACUGACACUUACUAGCCUCUAUGCACUAUAUAACAACUGGGAGCACAUGAAGGGCUCUUUGCUCCAACAGUCACUCUGAAGAUUCUGCCAACUUGUGACUAGAGGACACUUUAGUAGUCAUCCAGAUCAAUUUAUGAGUCCGUCUGGAGUUCUCUUCUAUACCUACAAAUAGUUUGAAAAAUUGUGCAGAUUUCCGAAUUGCUGUGAUGAAGAUGGUUGACUAGACUGGCUUUCCUUCCAGCCAUUAGUGAGUCGAAGCCAAAACCCUUUGGUGGCUGAGUAAUAUGGUUCUUUUUCAAGAUCUUGCACCUGUUCUCUUUGUUACCUCCUGAACUGGAAAACCACUUACUCCCAUCAUUCAGGUCAUUCUUGUCAGUACUAUAUUCACCAUGUUUGUUCAUUUAAUGAUCCAAGACUGUAAUAUUGCCUUGUAGUCCCAAUAAAGUGUGAAAAACCAAAGUCCACUCCAACGUAAA